This is a messenger RNA of Erigeron canadensis, 876 nucleotides long. RefSeq names its product BON1-associated protein 2-like. Lineage: Eukaryota; Viridiplantae; Streptophyta; Magnoliopsida; Asterales; Asteraceae. Gene Ontology annotation, biological process: defense response. The transcript has a single exon. Bases 106 to 732 code for a protein of 208 amino acids. The record is from RefSeq and is a predicted model, not a curated record.
CGUAUAUUUUUUCAUCCGUUAAACUUUUACACCCCGGCCCCUUAAGGUCGAUCAUUCUACUAUAAAUUACUAGCUAAUUGCUAUAUAUAUACGAUAAUAAAAUUAAUGGAGAUCACUAUACUCUCAGCUCAAGGUCUUAAAAAGCCCACCAUCUUUUCAUCUCUCUUCUCUCAACAUCUCAAACCUUACAUCACCCUCACCACCACCCCUUCCUCCGCCGGUCAUCGGAGCCACAUGUACACCACCACGGUGGACCAUGAAGGUGGAGUGAAUCCCACUUGGGGUGAUAAGUUUGAUCUUUCUGAUGCUAUUAAUUAUGAUGCUAGUUUUUUUAACCAUAAUAAUAAAUAUUCAUGCAUAUAUCUUGAGAUGUAUACAAAUAGGGCGAUAUUGGGUCCAAGAUUUCUAGGGUGGUGUGGAAUCCCCGCGAGUGAUAUUGUGGAUGGGUUUUCGCCGGUGGGGACGGCAAGGCGAAUGAGUUAUAGGUUGAGGAAAAAAGAUGGUUCAAGGGGUCAUGGUGUUGUUAAUGUGAUGGUCAAGUUGGAUGGUUCGAUCUUCCAACGACAACAACAACAACAACGGAGGCCGGUGGAUUUUGAUCAUGUGCAACGGUUGCCGGAGAUGAGUUUUGGGCAGGUAGCCACUGGGAUUCCGGUCAAAGUGCUGCCGGCGGUUGGUAAUCUGCUAGGGAGUUCAAAUAGUGUUAAUCAUGUUAUGCGACAAAUAAGCUAGCACAUAUAUGUUUGAGAUUAACUUUUUAAGUCCUUUAGUUUAAACUAAAAGUUCGUAAAGUAUUAAAAGCUUUGUUUAGUUACAAAUGCCUCUUAAAAUUGCAGUUAUAACUAUCAUGCCAAACACUUUUUUAUAAUAAAAAUU